CAGUGUUUCGGUUGGUCGUCGGGUAAAAGGAACAACCCCAGAUCACGUGCACCUCUAUGCGGUAAUCCAGCCGGGUCUCAGGACGUACCUUGUACUAUAAAAGAUGGCACAUUUGUGCAUCCCGAGCUUCGAGGCGGGGAAGUGUUUCCAAGCUUCAUUCAGCGUAUCGAUCAUUUUAUUUCUACGAGGUUUAUGAUAUUAUACGGAUUAUUUGGCAUUGAAGCGUGUGAGAGAGAAUACUGAGAGCUUUGAAGAUUACCACCCAACCACCACCAACAAUGCCACCCCACGCCCAAGACGCCCUCCAGCACCGCUCCCUCACCGACCCGGAAUCCUUCUGGAGCGAGCAAGCCGCCCAACUCACAUGGCACAAGAAGCCCACCCGCGCCCUCACGCUCACCCAAAAGACGCUUAAAUCCGGCAUAUCGCACGACCACUGGGAGUGGUUCGCCGGCGGCGAGAUCUCGACUUGCUAUAACUGCGUUGACCGCCACGUCGAGGCUGGGAAUGGGGAUAGUACGGCGAUUAUAUGGGAGAGUCCCGUGACGGGGGGGAAGACGACGUAUACGUAUAAGCAGUUGCUGGAUGAGGUGGAGGUGUUUGCGGGGGUGUUGAGGGAGGAGGGGGUUAAGAGGGGGGAUGUGGUGUUGUUGUAUAUGCCCAUGAUCCCCGCAACCCUCAUCGGCACCCUCGCCAUCUCGCGCCUCGGCGCCAUCCACGCCAUAGUCUUCGGCGGCUUCGCCCCCGCCGCCCUCGCCCAACGCAUCGAGGACUCCAAGCCCGUCGCCCUCCUCACCGCCUCGUGCGGCAUCGACGGCUCCAAGCCCGCCGUGAGCUACACGCCCUUCGUGCGGGAAGCUAUCGCGCUGUCGUCCCACAAGCCUUCCAAGACGAUAAUCUGGCAGCGCGACCAGCUGCGUUGGAAGCUUGAUAAGCCGGCGGGGGAGAGGAAUUGGCAGAGGUCGGUUAGGAGUGCCAGGUUUCGCGGGGUGAAGGCGGGAUGUGUGCCGGUGAAGUCGUCGGAUGGGCUUUAUAUCAUCUACACCUCUGGAACGACGGGGUUGCCGAAGGGGGUGUUGCGUGAGGCGGGCGGGCAUGCGGUGGGGUUGCAUUUGUCGAUUAGCUAUGCCUUUGGCAUCCGUGGACCAGGCGAUGUGAUGUUCUGCGCCUCUGAUCUGGGAUGGGUAGUCGGGCAUAGCUACAUCCUGUACGCGCCCCUCCUCACCGGCGCCGCGACGGUGCUGUACGAAGGCAAGCCCGUCGGCACUCCCGACGCCGGCGCAUUCUGGCGUAUCAUCGAGGAGCAUAAGGUUAACACCCUCUUCACUGCACCCACGGCGCUGCGGGCUAUCAAGCGCGAUGAUCCUGAGAACGCGCGCUUCCGCGAGGUCGGCGAGAGAGGUGGGUUGAAGUCGCUCAAUGCGCUGUUUUUGGCGGGGGAAAGGUCCGAGCCGAGUAUCAUAACGAUGUAUCAGGGGCUGCUGAAGCAGUAUGCUGGUAAGGGUGCGGAUGUGGUGGAUAACUGGUGGUCAUCCGAGUCCGGGUCUCCUAUCUCUGCUAUUUCGACUUUCCCCAACUCGGGGACGGAGCGUAAUGCGAAGACGAGGGUUGCGCCGCUGACUGUCAGGCCGGGGGGGGCGGGGAAGGCGAUGCCGGGCUUUGAUGUUAGGGUUGUGGAUGAUGAGGGGGUGGAGGUGAAGGAGGGGACGAUGGGGAAUAUUGUGAUGGCGUUGCCGCUGGCGCCGACAGCGUUUAGGACGUUGUGGGGGGAUGAGGAGAGGUUCUAUGAGGGGUAUUUGGAGAGGUUUGGGGGGAGGUGGGUGGAUACGGGGGAUUCGGGGAUGGUGGAUGGGGAGGGGUAUGUUUAUGUUAUGUCGAGGUCGGAUGACAUUAUCAAUGUUGCUGCGCAUCGGUUUAGUACUGGCACAAUCGAACAAGCCAUCUCCUCCUCCCCCCUCAUCGCCGAAUGCUGCGUCGUCGGCAUCCCCGACUCCCUCAAGGGCCACCUCCCCUUCGCAUUCAUCACGCUCUCCACGCCCUCGCACCCCACCUCCGCGACCCCCUCCCCCGCCGUCUUUGCCGAGAUCCAAGGCCUCGUGCGCUCGCAGAUCGGCGCCAUCGCGUCCCUCGGCGGUGCGAUCCAGGGGAAGAAUAUGAUACCCAAAACCCGCUCGGGGAAGACGCUGAGGAGGGUGCUGAGGGAACUCCUCGAGAAUGCGGUGCAUGGCGAGUUUGACAAGGCUGUUAAGGUGCCGGCGACGGUGGAGGAUGCGGGGGUGGUGGAGGUGGCGAGGGCGAGGAUUAGGGAGUAUUUCCAGGAGGGCGGACGGAAGCAUAAGGCGAUUGAGGGGAGGGCGAAGCUGUAG
Molecule: messenger RNA, 2366 nt
Organism: Pseudogymnoascus verrucosus
Lineage: Eukaryota; Fungi; Ascomycota; Leotiomycetes; Thelebolales; Thelebolaceae
Exons: 4
Coding region: 279-2366 (695 amino acids)
Source: RefSeq, a predicted model, not a curated record